CCGAGAGACACAGACGGCAGCUUUCCGAGCGAGCCGGGGAACUGGCUGAGGCGGCGCCAGCACCACUGUCGCCGCUCGCUCCGAGCCAACCUGGGCACCGGGAGAAAAGGCGAGGCCGGAGCCCCAUCCUCUCUCUCCGCGGGUAUCUCCUGAGCUGACCGGCCGCUCGGCGCCCCCGCGCGACACCCUCCACGGCCACUUCGCGGGGCGUGCCGCGACUUGGGGAACGCAGCUGGGGAAGCGCCGGGGCGGGAGGCGGCGGCGGAGCCAGAGUGCGCGCCCUAGGACUGGAGAGGAGUGAGCCGUGGGCUGGGCGGCGGCGGCGGCGGCGGCCGUAGCCGCGGGGGCCUCCCCCGCCUCGCUGGUUGGCCGGCAGCACCGCCUCCCCGGGCCGCGGCCGCCCGGCCGGGUCCUCCGCGCGUUCCCGGGCCCGGAGCCGGCGCGCGAUGCGCCCGGCCGCGUUCUGAUCGCCGCCGCUCCGCCGCCUCCGCCGCGAUGAUCCCCCCCGAGCCGCAGCCGCACCAGCCGCCGCCGCCAGCCCCGCCGAACCAUGUGGUGACCACCAUCGAGAACCUGCCGGCCGAGGGCAGCGGCGGCGGAAACCUGUCUGCCUCCUCCCGGGCCGGCGUGCGCCAGAGGAUCCGCAAAGUGCUGAACAGGGAGAUGUUAAUCUCUGUGGCUCUAGGCCAGGUGUUAUCCCUCCUUAUUUGUGGAAUUAGCUUGACCAGCAAGUACCUGUCAGAAGAUUUCCAUGCCAAUACACCAGUCUUCCAGAGUUUCCUCAAUUACAUUCUUCUCUUCUUGGUCUAUACCACCACACUAGCUGUCAGACAAGGAGAAGAAAACCUCCUGGCAAUUUUACGACGAAGAUGGUGGAAAUACAUGAUCCUGGGACUGAUAGACUUGGAAGCAAACUAUCUGGUGGUCAAGGCUUACCAGUACACGACUCUGACCAGCAUCCAGCUCCUGGACUGCUUUGUGAUCCCAGUGGUGAUCUUGCUCUCCUGGUUCUUCCUGCUGAUCCGGUACAAGGCUGUGCAUUUCAUCGGCAUCGUUGUCUGCAUCCUGGGAAUGGGCUGCAUGGCGGGUGCGGACGUGCUCAUGGGCAGGCACCAGGGAGCAGGGGAAAAUAAGCUGGUGGGGGAUCUCCUGGUCUUAGGAGGAGCCACACUGUAUGGUAUCUCUAAUGUCUGGGAAGAAUACAUCAUCCGAACUCUGAGCCGAGUGGAAUUCCUGGGAAUGAUUGGACUCUUCGGGGCAUUUUUCAGUGGAAUUCAGUUAGCGAUAAUGGAGCACAAGGAGCUGUUGAAGGUGCCCUGGGACUGGCAAAUAGGACUGCUCUACGUCGGCUUUAGCGCCUGCAUGUUUGGUCUCUACAGCUUCAUGCCCGUGGUCAUAAAGAAAACCAGCGCCACGUCGGUCAACCUCUCCCUGCUCACCGCAGAUCUGUACACCUUGUUCUGCGGGUUGUUUCUCUUCCAUUACAAGUUUUCAGGACUGUAUCUCCUGUCUUUCUUCACCAUCCUCCUCGGGCUGGUGCUCUACUCGUCCACCUCCACGUACAUAGCCCAGGACCCCCGGGUUUACAAGCAGUUCCGCAACCCUUCGGGACCCGUCGUGGACUUACCAGCCACAGCUCAGGUGGAGCCAUCGGUCACCUACACCAGCCUGGGCCAGGAGACCGAAGAUGAGCCCCAUGUGCGCGUGGCCUAGGAUGACACCCUCCCUGACCACUGAGGACACCUCCAUGGCUGUGUGUCCGCCCGUCAUCUCUGUUUUGUACAUAGAGAAAGGUAUUUAUUAGGUGCAGUUUACAGAGGUGGACUGCAAGGUAGCAAAUCCGAAAGCCUGUAAGAGGCACGCGCUAAACAUCCCUGGAGAUGCAGGCUCUGAUCCACCUGGAGGGAUGCCUACCUAGGGUGUAUCCUGGUCACACACACACAUACACCACCACCCCCCGUCCACAUUAAUUACUGUGAAAAUGUUUGAAUCAAAAGCAAGUAUUACUGUUUGUAUGAUUAUGGUUACUGUUAUGAUAGCGACUUUCAGGAGGAGGUUUUGUACUCCUGAUGGGAACUCUCGCCAGACCCACAUGUAGUUAGCAUCACUCCCACUUUUCUAUGGCAAGUCACUUUUUAAGAAUCACACUUUAUUUUUGUGCACCUUCUCUGAGUGCUGCAUGCCACAGGAGCCCCGCCCUGCGACGCUUCCUUAUCCUAGGCACCUGGGGGCUCAUGGUUCCCUCUUACCUGUUGGAUCGCCUGCUCAAUAUGUAUUUCGUGCUGUGACCCUUGUGGGGAGUGGCAACUGACCAUAUAAUUCUCUAUUCUAGGAAUAGAUAUAAAACAAACAUUUUAGCCUUUUUAUAUUUCAACCUCAGAUUACUCCAGGCCAUUGCCUUUCUGUUGCAACUCAUGAUUCUGCUAAUCAAGUCCCUGUAAUAACAGGAUAAGGAAUGUUCCAUUUCUGUGGCUUAUGGGAAACCCCAGAGUAAUAUCACUUGUGCUUAGGGUAAUAUCUUUUUUUUUUAAUCUUUCUGCCCCUUCCUAUGUUCCCUCUUCCAAAAAAAAAUUAAUUUUCCUUUUCCCCCUAGAUUUCUUUAGUGAUAAUAUGGAGAUCAAUCAAGGCAUUGGAAAAAGCCAUGGUCCUCUGCCCUUUUGUGUGAAACCCUUUUUGAAAUAUACCAGCAUGGAAAUUAUCUUGAUUGUGGGAUUUCAUUGGUUGUCUGGCCUCCCAACAAAGUCAGGGUGCUGCUGUGGCACAGCCUCUGACAACAGCUCAUCUAAUACAGCCACUGUGUAGUAGUAAAAAUCUCACCAAUGAAAAGUCUGGCAUUUUUGGUCAUAUUUGGCAUCCAUUCGAUAGCAGCAUUCUUAUGGAUACAGAGAAUAUUCCAGGGUCCUGAUAAGGCUUUGAGGGGUGUGUCACCAAUCUAAUUUUGUCGCCUUUACAAUAGCUCUUUCUUCAAACGCAGAAAAUCAAGAAACACCACAGAGCUCUGUGAUUUACAGUAGAUUCUCUUUCUCCCUCUCAGUACAUGCAAUAGUCUUUACGUUUGGCUGGCUUCAGUAUCAUUCAGAAAGAUCCUCGAUAGAGUUACAGGAUUUAUAAAGGAAAAACAAAUGUUUAUGAAACUUUGGGCAAUUCAAAUCAGUUCAAGUUAAGUAAGCAAAGCAAAACUCCAGUGGAGUCUCUGUAAGGUAGAGAACAGAUUGCAGCUUAGUCAGGAUUCCCAUACUAGCCUGAACAAUCCCUAAAUAGACCUGCAAAAGUGUCCCAUUCUGCCAGUCAGCACCCAUGUGGCACCUCUGUCUGCCCUCUACCCUGGGGACAGGUAGUCCUGCCUUGGAGUUGGAGCAGACAAGUUAUCUUUCCUGAUAUGCAAAUUUUAUGCUCAUCUCCAUUCAGCCCGCUUAGAAACCUGUUUUAUUUCUGGUGAAAAAAAUCAACAUUAAAGCUGUAUCAAAUCAAAAGAACUUUGCCAAUGUUUGCUCUCUGCUACCUGUCAAACCAAUUAAAUACCUUUCUCUGACUAUUUUGUCCAUUCAGAUCUGAAGACCUUUAAAGACUGUGGUUUUAUUUUUGUGUUUACAUUCCUUUGGUUUGCAUAAUUUGUUUGAUUUAUUGCAUUUGUAGUAUUUAUUUUCAGCCAAAUAUUUUCAUCUUUUUUUUGUUCAUUUUUAUGACACUAAUUUGUAGACGCCUAGUAAAAUCUCAAGAGAAAUAAGUGGAUGAAAGUAUUUCCAAGUCAACUCAGUGGAUGCAAAUUUUUUUUUUUAAUUUCAAAAAGGUUUGCAAUCAAUAGAUGGCUACAGGUUGCCAUGUGAAUUGUUUCCUAGGAUAUUUUAACUGACUCCAAAUUGUAUGGAAACCAAGUGUGAAUGUUAAGGUGAAUUCACUAUAUACCCUUUAUCAUCCCAUGUUCUGUACACAAGACUUUCACGUCACUGGGGUGCCUCACUGUGUUGGUUCUUCUCCAUUUAGAACGGCUGAUAACAUACUUGAAUUGUUUGAGAUUCAUCCCAUGAAUCAGGAGUUCCAGAUUGGCCUUUUGGGGGAAAAAAAAAGACAAUAGCAAGAAACAAACUCUUUUUCUGUGUUAAGACAUCAACCCUUGGGGAAUGGGGUAGGAAAUGGGAGUACGACAUCAUUAACUCUAGCUGUUUGAGUUUCUGGAAUUUCAUAACCUCAGUAGACACCAGCAAGAAUUUCAGCUUUUCAAUCUACCAUAACUCUCUCUUCCACAAAUGAGACUUUAGCAAUGUGUAUAGAAUUUGGUUGGGUAAGCAAACCAUAGCUCUCCUAAAUCUCGCUCGAGAUAAGUGGUGGUCCUCACUUACUCCAUGACAACUUGCACUGGGGCUAGCGCUCACCUUGGUCACACCUUCCCACAGCUCCACACUCUGAAAUACACAACCAGGAAGACCAAGCGAUGGAAAAAUUGGUACCACUGUGUCCCAUGAAAAUGUUUCAAUGUUUAGUUUAGAUAUUGCUAACUUGUGCUAUUAACCUUUUGACAAGCGUGUAGUAUUGUUCGUUUGGGGUUUGUUUUUGAUUUGUAACCACUUAGUAGUCCCCAGCUAGCUACCAGUACAGAUUUUUACCCCAUGGGUAGGAUUCUACUGUCAAGCCACAUAAAUAACAAAGCACACUAAUCCCAACACUGCAAAUGGAAAAUAUGAACCAAAAAAGGAAAUUGACACCAAUAAGUUGAACAAACUCUCCAUUUUUGAUAUUUGCAUGCUCCCCUAUGGACUGGCUGUGGCAAUGUAAUGCCUGUAUAAUGUUUUCAAAUAAAAAUAAAUGCUUUAUGAAAGCA
This is a messenger RNA of Capra hircus (goat), 4819 nucleotides long. It is a transcript of the gene SLC35F1, whose product is annotated as solute carrier family 35 member F1. Gene Ontology annotation, biological process: transmembrane transport. The record is from RefSeq and is a predicted model, not a curated record. Gene Ontology annotation, cellular component: membrane. Gene Ontology annotation, molecular function: transmembrane transporter activity. The transcript is spliced from 8 exons. Bases 496 to 1713 code for a protein of 405 amino acids. Lineage: Eukaryota; Metazoa; Chordata; Mammalia; Artiodactyla; Bovidae.